GCUCAUCCCCCAAGCAUCAAAACACUACAACUCUCGCAGCAACAAUUCCUGUCUACUCCCAUGGAGGUCAGUGGGCUGGUAGCUGGGAUGAAGGAGGGUGCAGCUCACGUGAUCUCUACCUCAAGUUUGAAUUCUGAAAAUGCCCCAUCCCAAAAUAACAAAGGUAAAACAGUCGUACUCCAUUCCCUUAGGAAGCUGACAGAUUCCUUUAGGGGGGUGGCAGGUUCUUUUCCUGUUGAUAAGACAGGUGCUUUUUUGCCUUCUGCCCAAAAUGAGGGAAAAGCUGAUGGAAGGAAAUGGCCAACCCAAAAGCCAAAAUGGAGACAAAUAGUCCAACCUGGCAAUCAGGCUAACCCAUCCUCAAAGGAACAUGAAAUUUCCAGAAGCCACGUGAAAUUGAAAUACUGCAAACCAGCUAAAGAUGGAGACGAAAUAUUUGUAUCUCCUCCAAACGAAGUAGCUCAAAAGGGUUAUAGCAACUGGGAACAUUGCUUGGUUAGCUAUUUUGUAGAGAAAAAACUGCCUUAUUCUGUGGUCAAUGCCAUAGUUCACAAGAUAUGCGGUCAAAUGGGGCUCAUGGAGGUAUUAGCCAAUGAUAAGGGCUUUUAUUUCUUCAGAUCCUCCAAUGAAGAAUAG
This is a messenger RNA of Ilex paraguariensis (yerba mate), 636 nucleotides long. NCBI's taxonomy places the organism in Eukaryota, Viridiplantae, Streptophyta, Magnoliopsida, Aquifoliales, Aquifoliaceae. The record is from the annotation of a GenBank genome assembly.